Molecule: messenger RNA, 2342 nt
Organism: Drosophila gunungcola (fruit fly)
Lineage: Eukaryota; Metazoa; Arthropoda; Insecta; Diptera; Drosophilidae
Product: prolyl 4-hydroxylase subunit alpha-2
Exons: 8
Coding region: 638-2257 (539 amino acids)
Biological process (GO): peptidyl-proline hydroxylation to 4-hydroxy-L-proline
Cellular component (GO): endoplasmic reticulum
Molecular function (GO): iron ion binding; protein binding; L-ascorbic acid binding
Source: RefSeq, a predicted model, not a curated record
CCAUUUUAUACAGCAUUUUCACAUUUGCUGUGAGGUAUUAUUUUUUUCCACACACACAUUCCUGUUUUGUUAGCAGUAAGAAAUUUCUUGUGCUUGCGUCACCUUUUUAUGGAUGUUAACUGCAAAAUUGCGUUCCCCCGAUAUCAGUGCUGAUUCCCAGGGACGCCCCAUUCAAAUCAGCGGACAAAUUCAUGUCACCGAUAACAAUUCAAUCACUUAAGAGUUCAGCACAUUUUGAAAUCGCUUUACAAUGCCCCAAGCCAAGUCCCCCUGGACACAUUGUGGUGUCAUCCUAAGUUCUUCGUCCUGCGAUUCUCUGGAUAACUCCUGCUGAGUCCCUGCGCUGCAGUUUUCUUAACAACUUGGCAAGCCAUUCAAUGGAUUCACUUGUUCUUGGACUUCCACUUGCAGUUUUUGUGCAUCCGCAUUCUGGUGCUUCAACAGGCGGACAUGCUAAAUCAUUGCGGCAGUGGAUUGUCGGAACUUCUGGCUUAGUCAUUGCUGCUUUCGACUUCGCUUCUUCGUCGAUUUGAAUGGGACAAUAUCCGCAGUUUGGUUUGCUGUCAGUUUCGGACCUUAUUUUCCAUGCUCUUAUGAUAAGUUGUAAUGAUCUGGAGCGUAUAAGUAAGCUGCUGUCAUGCUUCGCAUUUGUGUUUUCAUAUUUUUGGUAAAUGGAAUUGGUUUGAGCUUUGAAGAACCAAUAGAACCAUCGAAUUUAUCGCAUGGGUAUGCAUUAUCCCAUUCUCACAUGUUACCAUUGCUGUCACUGAGGGAAAAGGCUACUGAAAAUCUGCAGAACUAUGCAAUGGUUUUAACAAAGCAACUAUCAAAUAUCAAACUGGCCAUAAACAAGUUGGAGAACCUUCUUAACCGCCAACACUCGUCAAAUCCCUACGACACUUUUAAGUUAGCACGUCUUUUGCAUUUUGACUGGCCAAAUUGGUUACAUUAUCUAAAGAGGAAACACGGCAUUGAGGAAAUUGCCAAUUUACAAGACUUGCGACAUAAAAUGCCUACAAAAAUAGACUAUAAAGAAGCUCUUUACGCCAUACAUCGCCUGCAGUCAACAUACAGACUCGAUCCCGCUGAAAUGUCUAUUGGUUUGCUGAGAGGAAAAAAGUACAGAUUUAAGAAAUUGAGUGCUUUGGAGUACUUAGUGCUAGGCUCUGUUUAUUAUUUGGACGAGAAAUUCCAGAGGGCUGAACAAUGGUUUCAAUUAGCCCUGGAAAACUACUAUAAAGACCAAAAUUCAAAAAAGUUUGAUAUUUUUGGAUGCUCCAAUGAUUUUAUUUUGAAACUGCUCAUGAAGGCGGCUCAGAGUUCAGGCCGAUAUAAAGCCGCUUUGGGAUAUGCCGAGAAAGCAUUGAUCUUGGACCAAAGCCACUCUUUUUGGCAGCAACAGAUUCCCAGACUGAAAAAUUUGAGUUCAAUACCCGAGGUUCUUAAACCGGAGCAUCCAAAUAGAUAUUUAUUUAAGCCGGCUUGUCUCAUGGAAUACCCCGCUAAGAAACAUUUGCGUUGUCAUCUUUUACACUCCUCGCCCUUUCUUUUGUUGGCUCCGAUAAAAGUGGAGGAGUUGAACCACGAUCCACCUAUAAAAAUGUACCACAAUCUCAUCAAUAAUGAGGAAAUCCUUUUGCUCAAGACUCUAUCAAAUCCACACUUAAAGCGCAGCAUGUUUUACACCUCUGCUGAUAAGAUAAUUGAAGACUUCUCCAAUUUGCGCACAUGCAAAACAAUGCGCUUAAAGGAUAAUGUUGAUCAUACGUUAAUGAAUAAUUUAAAUGAACGUAUUAUGGAUGCCACGGGCUUAAGUGUAAAAGAGUCUGAGGAGUUGCAGAUUACUAACUACGGUAUCGCUGGACAUUUAUUUGAGCACGAGGACGCUUCGGAAUCAACUGAUAGUACAUUUUGGACAUCCGGCAAUCGUAUUAUAACGGCCUUGUAUUAUAUGAGCGAUGUGGAGCAAGGUGGUGAAACAGUUUUUCCUUAUCUUGAUCUAAGAGUUCGUACUCAAAAAGGAUCCUUGUUGGUAUGGUACAAUCUGUUAUUGAAUGGAACCAUCGAUUGGAGAGUCACACAUGUAUCUUGCCCCAUUAUAAUGGGUGACAAGUGGAUUGCCACCAAGUGGUUACGAGAAAAACCACAAAUGUUUAUACGUCCUUGUCCAUUAAAGAUGAAGCCACCGCCUGAAUAUAGUGCUAAAAUGGUCGAGGACAAGUUUUUCAAGGAAAAUAGUAAACAACAUUUUGUAUAAUAUAAAGUUUAUAAAAAUUUACAGAGAAACACAAUUUAUGUCAUUUUGAAUGACCUUUAAAUAAUUAUUCAAUUUCGUUAAACAA